Molecule: messenger RNA, 1350 nt
Organism: Caenorhabditis angaria
Lineage: Eukaryota; Metazoa; Nematoda; Chromadorea; Rhabditida; Rhabditidae
Source: the annotation of a GenBank genome assembly
AUGGGUCCAGUUCCAAGAAAACGACCAAGAAUGGCGAGAAACUUGGGAAAUUUGAAGUGGAAUUCAAUUCCAGAAGAAAUGCAACAAAUGAUUGUCGAUAAAAUGGAUCGAAAAACCAAUUGUAAAUUCAUGCGAUGCUCGAAAAAAUCGGAAAAUCAAGCGAGAAGAUCGCCCGAUUAUUUAUAUAGUUAUGAGAUCAGAGAAGAUGAGACCAGCAAAAAGAAGAUGUUGCUGUUAUCAUUCACAAAACAUUCAAUGACACGUUAUUGGUAUGAGUUUGCGGAAGUUCAAGGCGAACCAAAUCGAACUGUUGUUAUGUACAAGUAUAAUAGUCCCGAAAAUGCAAUGAAAUCAGUUACAAAAUGGGUGGAAUUAGUUGAUGGAAGUCCGGAAGAAAAUCGAUUGAAAUAUAUUCAGAAACAUAUUCAAAGUUAUAAAUAUAGUAUCAAGCUGUUCAAAAUUAAUGUAAGAUUAACUCGAUUUUCUAGAUCACACAUUCUUAAAUAGAAGUUUACAGGAUUCGAAUGUGCCAAUUGAAAAAUUUGAUGUUCGAGAGCUAAAAUGCUUGAAAAAACUGAUGUUCCAUUUCGAGUUUCCCGAAAUAUCUGAGGAGAAAAUGAACAACUUUGCUGACAUCAAAAAACUACAAAAUAUUUCGAAUCUUCAAGCUCUUUCAUUGAUUUUCACAUUUGAACAAGUUGUGAACUUUAAUGGGAAGAAAUUGGUUAUCAGAUCCGCUGAAUUCAAUUUGGAGAACAUGUCAAAAUAUUUGAUAAUGUUGCAAAUGGAAGAUAUUGUUAUUAAUGAAUUGUCGGUUAUUCGCUCUGUUCGAGAUCAAUUUGCGUUGCGAGAUUUGACAAAGAAUUUGAGAUUUUCGAAUUAUGUGGAAGAGAAAGACUACGAAGAGGAUGAAACUACGUGAGAUUUGUUACAAGUGGUUUGGUUUAACUUACAAUUGAGACCUUUAUCAAAAAUUGUAGAACUCAACUCCUUAUAUGAGUUAUGACGUGGUAAAGUUUGAAUAUUUCGGAAGUUAGACAUGCAAAAUCACAAUUUCUCGAAAUUUUCAAACUUUACCACGUCAUUACUCAUAUCAGGAGUUGAGUUUUGCAAAUUUUGACAUUUAAAUUGUAAUAAGGGGGUCAAAAAUUAGAAGAAAUCCUAUUUUUCAUAAAAAAAAAUCUCGAGGUUGGCACGUUGAACCAGUUCCUUGUCAGAUUUUCGAAAAAAAAAAUAAAUAUACCCCAAAUUUCCAGAUCCUCGUGCACUUUCACUCUCAACUCAUUGAAUGGUCGAAAAUAUUCUGUCACUUUAUCAAAAUACAGUUUCGAAAUCUAUGUUAUGAAAUGA